CGGGAAAAUGAUAAUAUGACCUCUCUCUGAUAGGCGGAGAGAUGCCUCGUAGUUCAUCCCUCCUUACGAUUGGCUCCAAGUUGGCACAUGUGCAGUAGAACAAGGAGACUUCCAAAAGAGGGUGGAAUGCGGCCGGGCGAUGAGGAAAUAAUCCCUCCCCGGCACAGCCCGAGGGCCGUCUGGAGGUCAGCAGCGCCUGCGCGGGCGCUGUCCUCCCUCCGGGUGGAGGAUGCGCGCGCAGCGCUUUCCGCCACCCGGAAGUUUGCGCGGGACAACUAAGAAGGUGAGUCCUACUCUCCAGGAAGGGUCGAAGAAUUUGGCCGCAGACGUCUGGCUACCCGUCCCGCUCACAAAGUCCAGAGGUGAGGGGAAGGAUACUGUUAAGAUGGAGUUGCCAGCCCAGUGAAUCUGAGGGCCAGACCGUGAUCCCAUAAAGCAUGAUCACCUUCUGUCCAGACUGUGGCAAAAGUAUCAAAGCAGCAUUCAAAUUCUGCCCCUACUGUGGAAAACCUUUGUCUGCAGAGGAGCAUGAAGGGUCCCAGACCUUUCUCAGACCAAUUAGGUCAUCCUUCCGAGGCUCAAGGAGACAGAGCAACACCAGUCCUGAGAUCCCUUCCAAGAAAGUGAAAUGGUCUGGCUCAGUCACCUUCCCCUCAUCCUCCCUUUGCUUGGAUGGUGACAGUUCUGGGUCUGAAGAUACCAUGAGAUCCAAAGGGUCCUGGAGCAGACCCCCAACCCCCAAAAGCAGCCCGCAGGCGACCAGGCGAAGCCCGCAGGCAACCAAGAGAAGCCCUCAGGUGACCAAGAGAAGCCCUCAGGCGACCAAGAGAAGCCCACAGGCGACCAAGAGAAGCCCACAGGCAACCAAGAGAAGCCCGCAGACACUGAAGCGGAGCCGGGUGACUACCUCGCUUGAGGCUCUACCCACAGGGACGCUGAUGAGAGACAAGAGUGGGCGGCACUGGAAGCUGGGACCCCUCCAGACCAGGGACGACCAGGGCAUUCUCUAUGAAGCUGAGGCUCUCUCCUCCUUCGCCUGCAAGUCAAGUCAGAAACAAACGUUCUCACUUAAACUUGAUGCCAAGGAUGGGCGCUUGUUCAACGAGCAGAACUUCUUCCAGCGGGCCGCCAAGCCUUUGCAAGUGAACAAGUGGAAGAAGCUGAACGCAAUCCCCCUACUGGCCAUCCCCACCUGCGUCGGUUUUGGCAUUCACCAGGACAAGUACAGGUUCUUGGUGUUUCCCAUGCUGGGGAGGAGCCUUCAGUCGGCCCUGGAUGACAGCCCAAGGCAUGUAAUGUCGGUGAAGUGUGUGUUCCAGAUGGCCUGCCGGCUGCUGGAUGCCCUGGAGUUCCUUCAUGAGAAUGAGUAUGUCCAUGGAAAUGUGACAGCUGAGAACAUCUUUGUGAAUCCAGAGGACCUGAGCCAGGUGAUGCUGGCAGGCUACGGCUUCGCCUUCCGCUAUGCCCCCGGCGGCAGACACGUGGCCUACGUGGAAGGCAGCAGGAGCCCACAUGAGGGGGAUCUCGAGUUCAUUAGCCUUGACCUGCACAGGGGAUGUGGGCCCUCCCGCCGCAGUGACCUCGAGACCCUGGGCUACUGUUUGUUGAAGUGGCUGUAUGGGUUCCUGCCGUGGACAAAGUGCCUUCCCAACAUCGAGGCUAUCAUGAAGCUGAAACAGAAGUUUCUUGAAAACCCGGAGACCCUCGUGGGACACUGCAGUCGCUGGAUCUGUCCCUCAGGCCUCUCUUGUGGUGGGGGUGUCUUGACUACAGAGACCCUGCAGGAGUACAUGAAGGUGGUGAUGAACCUUGAGUAUGACGAGAAGCCUCCCUACACCAUGCUGAGGAACAAUCUAGAAGCCCUGCUGCAGGACCUGCGGGUAUCUGCUUACGACCCUGUGGACCUCCAGAUGGUUCCAUAGAACUUUUGACUUGAGGUUUGAAGUCGAAAAAGCAAAACAAGAAAUGUGACUCAAGGCCUGCUGUAGUAUCACAGAUAGCUUCUUGAAAGAUCCCUUGAAUGUGCAUACCUGCUGCUGCUUUAAGCAACACUGUCGAUCAGUAUCUUGGUUAGCAUCAGGGAACCCGGCAGUUAGGCUCCAGAUAAUGUGAAUUCCUCCGUUUGACUGUCCCGUCCUUUCAGCCAUCAUCUCCCACCAGCCACUGGGGUUGUAGACAGAGAAGACCCCUAAACCCGUGAUAAGGGGUGAGCCAGCCCCCUCAGUGGGGACCCUUCCUGCUACUCUUGGCAACACUACGCUUUGGUAAUAAAUUGUUUCAUUAGAGAUGGAGAGUUGAGUGUCUCCAAAAGGAGUUUCUUUUGGAAAAGUUUACCUUCUUUUUUUCUCCAUUUAUUCAUCCCUUCAACCUUUCACCCAUCUAUCCAAAGUUUCAUGCAGAUACCCAUCCAACCAUCCAUCCAUCCAUCCAUCUUUCUACCCAUCCUUCUAUCCAUCCAUCCAUCCAUCCAUCCAACCAUCAUCCAUCUUUCUACUCAUCCUUCCAUCCAUCCAUCCAAUCCAUCAGCCAGCCAUCCACAUAUCAAUCCAUCCAUUUAUCCACUCAGUCGUUCCAUCUAUCCAUCCAUCCUUCCAUAUACUUUUCCAUCAUCUACCCUCCCCCCACCUUUCAUCCUCUCAUCCAUCUGCUCAUUCUCCCAUCCAUGUACCCUUCCUCUUCCAUACGCUUAUCCUUCCUUAUAUGAGACAAAUAUUUAGCAGGCAUAUCUUGAAUCUGUGCUGUGUGGCACUCAGUGUGCUGCAUGGAGGAUCCCGAUGAACUAGACAUGCUGAGGCCCUUGAGCUCAUGGACCCUCCAGUCGAGUGGAAGAAGGCGUUAAAUGAGAUGACUUUUGGAGAAAAGGCACAGUGCUGUGAUGGAGACCAAGGGGCCCAGGGAGGGGAAGCGCCUUUGCAGAGAGCCCGGAGAGAGAUGGUGGAGGAGGCAGGCACGCCCCCCACCCCGGGAGCGUGAGGCCUGGGCAGUGGCCAUGGCUGGAGGACGGGGGAGCCUGCAGAGAGAUUUCAGAGGCAGCCCAACCAGCAGCGUGUGCCCAGUGACAAGAGUGGGAGGGAUUCUGAACGGAGGGAUACACUCACCUCCCAGACUUGGUCUUGAGGAUCUGGAAUCUUCCACCAUUACUUUGGCAUGAGGAGGUCAGAGGCCGGAUCGGGGAAGAAACAUUCUCCCCAGUUCUUGCCUGCCUAGGGGAUGCAGGGGAGAUUUGCAGACUGAUGUUCAUUUCCUAGUUGAAAGCAAGUGUGUAUAGCGCUUUCCAGAAGGGGAUGUUCCUCAACGAGAGAGAAAACCCACCUGCAAAUCUCCUGCUUAAAGAGCCUCUCUGUUCAUGAGUCCACAAAAGAA
Messenger RNA from Ailuropoda melanoleuca (giant panda), 3363 nucleotides. It is a transcript of the gene VRK3, whose product is annotated as VRK serine/threonine kinase 3. Gene Ontology annotation, biological process: protein phosphorylation. Gene Ontology annotation, molecular function: protein kinase activity; ATP binding. Lineage: Eukaryota; Metazoa; Chordata; Mammalia; Carnivora; Ursidae. The coding region runs from base 438 to 1922 and encodes 494 amino acids. The transcript is spliced from 15 exons. The record is from RefSeq and is a predicted model, not a curated record.